AUGGGUCUCCGUCUUCCCGCCGGCUUCACACCUUUAGCAUAUGCAUGUCCCCCGCAAGCCCUCCAUAGACGAAUCAAGCCAUUCAAUCCCGCAAUAUCGCUCCUUCCCAUUGUGGCCACAACUUCUGACUUCGACACCACUCAGGCCAAGUCUUCGACCAGCCAUGUCAAGCAUAGUGAGAAGAUCCUUGGAGAUGACCAUACGAACGACCAUGGCCAUGUUGAGGGCAAUGCGCUUAUCUUGGAUAGAGAAGGCGAAAUUCGACGCGUGCCUGUACCUUCGAACGACCCCAACGACCCGCUCAACUUUAGCGCAUGGGAGAGAUACUCUGUCAUCUUCUGCUGCUGCUGGUUCUCGCUCCUGGGCUUAUCGCUAGCACAAGGAUUAGCCCCCAUCCUCAACGUCAUGACGGAAAUGUAUAUGCCCCAAGGUUAUACAGUUGAUGAGAUCUUAUUCCUUAUUACGAUACCAACGCUGUGUAUCGGCCUUGGCAACUAUAUCAUCCUGCCGCUUGGCCUAGCCUUUGGUCGCCGACCCGUCUUUCUCGUUGCCACAAUCAUUUUGCUGGGUGCUACCAUCGGCUCCGCAGUACAGAACUCAUACAAUGCCCACCUGGGUACACGCAUUGUCCAGGGUUUGGCCACUGGCGCUGCCGAAUCGCUUCUCCCACUUAUGUUGACCGAGAUCACGUUCUUGCACGAGCGUUCGCGUGUCUUCGGGUUGUACUGGAUGAUACAGAGCAUCCUCGGAUGCGUCAUCAACCUGUCCACGUCGUACCUCAACCACGCUCUAGGAUGGCGCUGGUUCUAUUGGCUCUUUGUCAUUACUAUCAGCACUGGUCUUGUUUUUGUCCUGCUCGGUGGCUUCGAAACACAGUUCUAUCGCUCCGCUGCCAGCGUUGACGGCCAGCUUGUUAUCACCGAUGAGUUUGGCGUUAUGCAUAUCAUACCCGAUUCAGAGGCCCAAGCACAUCUAGACCGCAUUCAACAGCGCGAGGUUCAGCAGAGCGAAGGUGAUGGCGUGGAUGUCCCGAGGAAGAAGACGUAUCUACAGCGCAUAAAGCUAUGGUCUACACCGCAGCCGCGGCCGUUUCACGUCAUAGUAACAAGCUGGCUACACAUGGCGCAGAGUUUGACGUCGCCUGGCAUCAUUUACGCUAUUUUGACGUCGUCAAUGGCGCUGGGUUGUCUUGUGGGCAUUUCCCUCACAUACAACGAGGUGCUGAUACAGGAAUACAACUGGUCGCCGGAGUCCGUCGGGCUCAUCAACGUCGCGUCCCACAAUCGUGGUGUACACAUGCCGGAGCACCAUCUCAUUACAAUAGGACCUCCCGCUAUAAUCGGCGUCGGCAUGUUGCUCCUAUACGGCUUCACCGCCCACGGUGGUAGCACCUGGUGGGGACCCUACAUGGGCUGGACCAUUUUCCAGUUCGCAUUUACCUCCAUCGUUAUCAUCUCCUCUACGUUCGCCUCUGAGGCCGCGCCUAGACAUCCGGGCCCGGCGCUGGUCCUGGUAAUUGGUACCAAGAACAUCGUCUCAUUUGGUCUGACCUACGGUACUACCCCGAUGAUCGCCAAGCAUGGCUACGAGUGGGCUUUUGGCGUGCUAGCAGGCAUAUUUGGAGGGGUUUUCUUGCUGGGCUUCCCAGUCUACCACCUCAACAUCAAGUGGCGCGCCCACAUUGCUAAGAAGGACAGCGAUAGGGAGGGCGCAUCUGGUACUGUAUGA
Molecule: messenger RNA, 1728 nt
Organism: Bipolaris zeicola 26-R-13
Lineage: Eukaryota; Fungi; Ascomycota; Dothideomycetes; Pleosporales; Pleosporaceae
Exons: 3
Coding region: 1-1728 (575 amino acids)
Biological process (GO): transmembrane transport
Molecular function (GO): transmembrane transporter activity
Source: RefSeq, a predicted model, not a curated record